AGUGGCUAUACUUUCGAGUUGUCCAGACCGCUCUCUUGCCUCGACGGUGCAGCACUCCAGCUUGACGAUCUUCAAGCCGCACCUCUUUGAGCCUUUACCGAGACCGCAUGAAGAUCGGCUCGGUCCGAGUCAGCAUGGCCAGCUCAGCCUGGUGGCACAGUGGCGUCAUCCAGUGAGAUGCCUGCGGCGUCUUGGGUUUCCCCGCUGAUUAAUUCUCAAGGUAUCACUUCGAAAAGCGCAGAACCGUCGCCAACAGAUUACUGCCUAUGUCUUCCGCCAGUGAGGGCAUGCUUCCUCGCUCUUUUAUCUUUACAUCCUAUAUCGCUACCAAGUUACCUGCCAUUGGCCUAUCGAUUAUUACCACCAGCCAGACCAGGGCCGCCUCUGUUCUCGAUGAAGAUCCAAUACCGAGAUGAGAGCCUCGAGCUCGAGGACAUCUCAGAUGAAACCAUCAGUGAUCUGGCAACAAGAUGCGCCGAGAGGAUUGGUGCAGAUGUCGAGCGAGUGUCCCUCUUUUUCCUCCCCAAACCGGGCUUCGUCAAGCAUCCUUUCUCCGACCGCAAGCUGAGCGAAUUCCUCACGCCGACGACGCGAAUAAAGCUAGUUGGGACGCCCAAUACUGAGGUUAAGAAGAUGGAAGACAUGGGCGCGGCUACCCGAAGAGUGUCGCGCCCGAGCAGUUUCAAACCGGUCAAGGCAAACAAGACUCGCGACUGGAAAAAGAUCCAGGACGAAACCACCUACACCUUCCACGCCAUUGAACCUCUGCCCUAUCUACCGAACCCAGAGAAGAGCAGACGGUAUUUAGAGCGACUGGCGAACGACCCGGGAAUCAAAGCGUCUAUGCGCAAGCACAAGUUCAGCGUCGGGCUCCUCACCGAAAUGAAUCCCGCAGAACACACGACCCACGAGUCGAAGACGCUGGGCUUGAACCGCAACCGGGGCGAGGUGAUUGAGCUGAGGCUGCGGACAGACGCAUACGAUGGAUACCGAGAUUACAAAGUGAUCCGCAAAACCCUUUGCCACGAACUGUCGCACAACGUCUGGGGCGAUCACGACCGGAACUUCUGGGAUCUCACCAAAGAAAUCGAGCGCGAGGUGGAGCGCAAUGACACACUGCACGGCGGGCACCGACUGUCGAGCGAGGAGUUCUACAACCCCAACGACACGUACGAGGACGUAGAGCAUGCUGACCACGGGGGUUGGACGGGUGGCAGCUAUGUGCUAGGAGGGUCGAAGGACGGUGGUGGUGAGAGCGAGAGUGGUCUGAGCCGACGGGACAUCCUGCUGCGAGCGACGCUGGGUCGGUUGCAGAAAGAAAAGGAGGCGAGAGAACGUCAAGACUCGUCUCCACCACCGUCUUAGUGUUGGCUUUCACGUCUCCUUUUGCGACCGCAGGGCGUUGGGUGGUUUAUGUUUCUUGGUGCUUGGGUGCCACGAAGAGUAUCGUUUCUGUGCGCGGUUUGACAGUUGGAACACCACUGCUCUUAAUUCCUGCCCCCGGCAUUGUAUUUUGUGUCUUGGGACUCCAAAGCCUUUGUUCUCGUCCUCGUCCUCCGUUUUUCGGGCCCCGAAUCGCUACGGGGACGGAUCGGGGUGCAGGGCUACCCCAAAUAUCACUCGUGUCACCAACCCGAAUUCCGCGGCUUAGGGCCGUCUUAGGUGCUCGGGGCCAGUGGAUUUGGGCUUAGAGGAGGCUCGCUGUUGGUCCUUAGAUCGGACUAGUGAGCCAGGCGAAGUGAGCCAAGUCGUUUGGCGAGGACAAGGCUCACCUGUCUGAUUCAGCCUUCUUUGCGACUAUCGAGCCAUCCGGCAUAAUGAUGGAGCGAUAGAGGAGCUAGCCGGCUCCAGAAUCCGACUUCAGGGCGCAUGAACUAGUCCAUUAGGGCUGGAGGAGCUUGCGAAACCAAUACGAGUACCUCGUACCCUGUAGCGAGUGCUCCGUAGUAGUGGUGAGGGAGGGAGGUUGGCA
Messenger RNA from Cladophialophora immunda, 1972 nucleotides. RefSeq lists its product as uncharacterized. The record is from RefSeq and is a predicted model, not a curated record. Gene Ontology annotation, molecular function: proteasome binding. Bases 178 to 1365 code for a protein of 395 amino acids. The transcript has a single exon. Lineage: Eukaryota; Fungi; Ascomycota; Eurotiomycetes; Chaetothyriales; Herpotrichiellaceae.